This is a messenger RNA of Salvelinus namaycush (lake trout), 683 nucleotides long. RefSeq names its product low density lipoprotein receptor class A domain containing 4b (gene ldlrad4b). Gene Ontology annotation, biological process: negative regulation of transforming growth factor beta receptor signaling pathway. Gene Ontology annotation, molecular function: R-SMAD binding. Gene Ontology annotation, cellular component: early endosome membrane; Golgi membrane. The record is from RefSeq and is a predicted model, not a curated record. The annotation marks the transcript as partial. The transcript has 2 exons. Lineage: Eukaryota; Metazoa; Chordata; Actinopteri; Salmoniformes; Salmonidae.
CGGUCCUGCAGUCUGCUCAGAUCCUCAUCAUCCUGGUCCUGAUGACGGUAACGCUGCUGGUGAUUGGCUGUCUGUUGAACCACUACAAACUGUCUGCCUGCUCCUUGACAACCAGACAGAGCCGGGCCCGGAGGCAAGCGCAACACCUACAGCAGGUGGUGUAUGUGCCCCAGGCCAGAGAGAGGUUCACAGCCCCCUCCUUUAUGUACCGGGAGCGUUUCAGUCGCUUCCAGCCCACCUACCCCUACCUGACCCACGACAUCCACCUUCCCCCCAGCAUCUCCCUGUCUGACGGAGAGGAGCCCCCGCCCUACCAGGGCCACUGUACCUUACAGCUGAGGGACCCAGAGCAGCAGCUGGAGUUGAACAGAGAGUCGGUCAGGGCCCCCCCCAACAGAACCAUCUUCCACAGUGAUGUGAUAGACAGUGGAGGGAGGGGAGGAGGGCCGAGACCACCCAGCAGCAACUCUGGUAUCAGCGUAGCCAAUAGCAGCAGCCACGGACGCAUGGAACGCCCGCCUCCGGCAUAUUGCGAGGUGAUUGGUCAGCACUACCCUGGCUUUUUUCACCACCCGCACAGCAAUAACCCACUCGGGACCUGGACCGGGGGCGUGACCAGCCAGCAGGGCCAAUCAGAAAGCACAAUACCUGCCAAGGCCAGGAAAGGGGAGGAGCUGAGGUGA